AUGAACCAGCCUACAAAGAAGAAACGCGUUCAAGACCCACCUCUGCCGCCGGAUGCAGGUCAGAAGCCAAUACAGCUGCAACGCCGACGCGUCUGGCGAGCAUGUGAGAACUGUCGGAGAAAAAAGAUCAAGUGUGAUGGCAUCGAGCCCGUCUGCUCGCAGUGCUCUGCUGCUUCUACGAAUUGCACGUGGUUGCAGACAAAGGAUCGUGCGGCUCUCAGUCGCCACUAUGUCCAAGAACUUGAAGCGCGUCUUAUGCAUAUGGAAGAAGUUUUCAAGCAAGUGGCUCCGAUAGUAGAACUCAUUGAGAAGUCGCCUAGCGGUGGCCAAGCUCCUGUUCAAGGGAUUGUGGAAGCACUCAAGAAACAGAACGGAACCACUCGAAACCAAUCAGUUAGUCCCUCACGUGGUCCCUAUGGACGAAGAGAGAGAGCUCUGUCUGAACAAUCAAGCUCUCCGCUGCCUAAAUCUCCUUCCGUCUCUUCGAGCAAGGAAGACGAUGAGGUAUCGGAAGCUUUCGGACAGCUUACCUUGGACGAACACGGCCAUUUGCGCUGGAUUGGCGGCUCGUCCACCAUGUCCCUAGUACAGUCCUUCCGUGCUCUAACUUCGUCCCCACUUCAUCGUGUCUCCCCGAUGGAGGACGACCCGCAUUCACCAGGGCCAAGCGCGAAUAAACUUUAUUUCCCGGCGUCUGUCUUUUUCGGAAAGGUGCAUGCAUUGCCCGGUCCGGAAGAAGUUGAAUACCCCGACAGGGAUUUGGCAGAUAAACUGAUUGAGGCCUACUUCCAUCGUCUGCAUUUCUUGCUGCCAGUGGUUGAUAAGACGACUUUCCUUCACGCUUAUAACAAUCUUAUGGACCUUAAACAUGAUACAAAUAUUGUACGAGCACAGACCCCCUUUAUUGCCUUGGUUUUCGCAGUUUUCGCUUGUGCAUCGCGUAUUGUGGAUGAUCCCCGACUUAAUGGUAAAGAGGAUGGUGGACUUGGGAUGGUCUUCUACGAGCGAGCAUUGAUCUUGCACUACAUCAGCCAUCCUCUUAUUCAAAUAGCUCAUGUCCAGUGUAUUGUCCUCUUGUCGUCUUUCCUCUGCUCAGUUAAUUGCCUGCCACAAGCCUGGUUGCUUGUUGGGCAGGCAGUACGCAUGUCUCAAGAUUUGGGUCUUCACAGAUACUCUCGCCAUGUAAGCAUGACGCCGCUGGAAAAGCAAGUCCGUCGCAAGGUAUUCUGGAGCGUGUACUCGUUGGAUCGUAUGCUAGCUAUGGCACUUGGACGACCGCUAGGCAUAGAAGACUCAGAUUGUGACGCAGAAUAUCCGUUCGAAUUUGACGAUGAAGACUUACCUGAGUUCUUUUCGGGCGCCAACAUACAGAGAACCCAACCAUCACUUAUGAUGGGUUUUGUUGCACUUUGCGAGUUGUACAGGAUUGCGGGUCGCGUCUGUCGCCAGAUAUACGGCAUCGACAGCUUCAGGGAGCAUCUUGAACCCGAGAAAGUCCAGGAGCUUGUAGAACAAGCAAUGAGUCUUGAUGCUGAGCUUUUGGACUGGUGUAACAAGCUUCCAGCAACCUUCAAGUCGUCCCCGACUACCGAGGCUCAAGUGACAAUGGGAGCGGUUUUAUGCAGUCACUACUACUCGAUUCUUACGACGUUGCAUAGAAACUUCCUUCCGCUGUCGCAGAGUCAGUUCACCGGGAUGACGUCAUCUCUCAAGGCCGUCCAUACUGCGCGGUCUUGCAUUCGAUUGGCGCCAUCAGUCAAGAAUGUCGUUCCGUCCUCACAUCAUUUGGCGUUCUUCAUCCAGCACUUGUUUAGCUCCGCAGUCAUUAUACUUCUCUAUGCCAUGCAUAUUCCGGACAAAGAAGCCGCACCCGCGGCAAUGGCGGAGGCAGAAAGCUGCAUAGGCGUCGUUUCUGCGUGGGAAGGCACUUGGCCAGGUGCCCGAAAAUGCAAGGAGCUCCUGUCUGAUCUAGCAAAUACGGCAAGAGAUGCUAUUAACAAGGGUUCGGCGGUGGCGAGAUCGAAUGAUGCCUCACCCUUCGGUGGCUCUCUCUCUCCAACAUCUCCUUCUCAAUCUUCCAACCUGCAGCGCUCAUUUUCUGGCAGAGUAAUUAAACCAAAACCAUCCAGGGGACAAUCUCGGGAUGCCCGGGAGCGCGUACGGAGACGUUCAUUGUCUGUGCAAGGGUCCCGUUCGUCGCUCUCUGCCCGCAGAGCCAUGUCUCAAAAGCGUGCACAUGAUGAGAUGGAGCAUCCUGGACCAUCGUCCUCAUUUUCUUCUUCUCCACAUUCUCAUCAUCAAUCUUUCGCUGCAGCGUUUUCUCCGAGUGGCCAGCAGAACGUAUUUAGCGAUAACAUGCAAGGAGGUCUCACGGACAGAGUUGGAAGGAGCAUGGGCACUCGUCAAGUAUCUUUCAUGCCGACUUCUCCGAUAUUUGGGCCUGCACUUCCCUCGCGCAGUGAUCCCAGCUCCUUGAAUUUCUAUAAUUUUUCAGGAUCAUCUAUGAACUGGAAUCCUAGCUCGCAUCCUGAGGAAGAUGUGUCGCAGAAUAUUUCACAAGACUCCGAUAAUUCAAAUGCAAACGCUGCAUCGUACAAUCCGCUGGCCCAGGGCAUGUUGGACCAAAACAUCCUAGCAUACGGUUCGACGCUCGACUCACUGCUCGGUCUGCAGCAGCCGAUGGACACGCAAGAUGACGCGCCGCCUUCUUCGUCAUUUGACACAGCAGGCCUCCCAUUUGCUGGCCUGGACUUCAUCCGUAACUAUACACCUGGAAUUUACGGAGAUGGCCAAGAUGGCCUCUGGCAGGGCUUUGACGGUGGAGAAUUCCGAGGCGAUCCUGAUUUGCCGUUUUCGCUGGGAGAACUUAAUAUGGACAAUGAUGUCUCGCAGGCACAGGCUUAG
Fomitiporia mediterranea MF3/22 is the source of this 2904-nucleotide messenger RNA. RefSeq lists its product as uncharacterized. The transcript has 7 exons. Gene Ontology annotation, molecular function: zinc ion binding; DNA-binding transcription factor activity, RNA polymerase II-specific; DNA binding. Gene Ontology annotation, biological process: DNA-templated transcription; regulation of DNA-templated transcription. Bases 1 to 2904 code for a protein of 967 amino acids. NCBI's taxonomy places the organism in Eukaryota, Fungi, Basidiomycota, Agaricomycetes, Hymenochaetales, Hymenochaetaceae. The record is from RefSeq and is a predicted model, not a curated record.